This is a messenger RNA of Daphnia pulicaria, 744 nucleotides long. RefSeq lists its product as uncharacterized. The record is from RefSeq and is a predicted model, not a curated record. Gene Ontology annotation, molecular function: N-acetyltransferase activity. The coding region runs from base 1 to 744 and encodes 247 amino acids. NCBI's taxonomy places the organism in Eukaryota, Metazoa, Arthropoda, Branchiopoda, Diplostraca, Daphniidae. The transcript has a single exon.
AUGACAGGAGACAACGCGUUGACAUUUCCACUCGAAUUGGAGCUGCCUGUCGUGAACGGGAACAGACAACAGCGGUUGAUUACCCACAUAGCACGAGCGGAUGAAGCUGACGAGAUAUUUGAAUUUCUGUUACGCCAUUUCUUUCCGCUGGCACCCAUCCGCCAACUGGGAUUGUAUGACGAAUCGGAAGAGGCCAAGCGACCUGAAUGGAUACAAGAUCUCGUCCGUGAUUGCGUCAAAACGCCUCAUUCGCUGCUCGUGCGGGAUGUCUGCCGACACCAGCAAAUCGUGGCAGUGGCCAUCAACGAAUUCAAGACAAAGAAUUCGACGGAUGUUGGCCCAUCAUCGGAGCCCUACGCCAGUAAAAGUUCGAACCCAGCUCAGAUUCCCGUCGGCCGAUUGCACAAGGCUGUGCUCGAGUACAUCAACCGAGAUGUCAACGUCUUUGACAUUUACAAAACGGAUUUAAAAAUGGAGUUGAGCAUUCUGGCUGUGGAUGAUGGGUAUGCUCGCCAAGGUCUAGCUACAAAGUUGGUGGAAUUUUCGCUGGGAAUUGCGCGGGCCGAAGGUGCGGGAGCAGUUUGGACAGAAGCCCUUAGUGAGUAUACGGCAAAAGUGACCUCUAAGUUUGGCUUCGACAUUCUGAGAACCGUUAAGUAUUCCGAAUUCAAGUUCGACGAGGACUUUCCAUUGGCCAAUAUCCCAGGGCACAGAGUGGGCCACUUGAUGGCACUCAAAAUCUGA